Adineta steineri is the source of this 714-nucleotide messenger RNA. The record is from the annotation of a GenBank genome assembly. Lineage: Eukaryota; Metazoa; Rotifera; Eurotatoria; Adinetida; Adinetidae.
AUGCGUGAUUAUAAACAUUCGAAUAUUGUUGAAAUGUAUGGUUCAUAUUUAGUUGAUAAUGAAUUAUGGGUUGUAAUGGAAUAUCUUGAUGGUGGUGCAUUAACUGAUUUACUUGUAACAUCUACAGGUGAAACACGAAUGAAUGAACAACAGAUAGCAACUGUUUGUAAAUCAGUACUUAAAGCACUUGCUUAUCUUCAUUCCAAUGGUGUUAUACAUCGAGAUAUAAAAAGUGAUUCAAUAUUACUUUCAACAGAUGGUUUUGUUAAAUUAAGUGAUUUUGGUUUUUGUGCACAAGUUAUGAAUGAAAAAAAAGCACAAACAAUCAAGAGAAAAUCAUUAGUUGGAACACCGUAUUGGAUGAGUCCAGAAGUUAUUUCAAGAACACCAUAUUCAACUGAAGUUGAUAUUUGGUCACUAGGUAUUAUGGUAAUGGAAAUGGUCGAUGGUGAACCACCUUAUUUCAAUGAACAACCAUUAACUGCUAUGCGAAAAAUUCGUGAUCAACCUCCACCAAAAUUAAAAAAUCCUCAUAAAGCUUCAUCACUUUUACAAGGAUUUCUUGGUCGAUGUUUAAUACGUGAUCCAUCUCAACGAGCAACAGCAAUUGAUUUACUUGAUCAUCCAUUUCUUCGUCAUGCUGGUAAUCCAUCAUGUUUGCAAACACUUUUACCACAACAAACACUAGCUAAAGGCAAUUUCCAUAUGUCAUGA